CCCCCCCCCCCCCCCCCCCCCCCCGAGCAUGUCUCAUAGACGCUCACUGAGGCGUAGGCAACAGCUCUGUGAAGCUACGAAUGGCCUUCCACCGGCGGCGGAAGACCGUCAGUCUGAGGUGUCCAAUGAACAUGCGCCUCCUCUGCCAAUCCAAACGUCUACUACAUCUUGGUCCACAUCGACAUCGACAUCGACAUCGACCAUUCAGAACCCUCCUCCCGCACCUACUUCUCCUCUCUCUCCCAUCUCCCCUUGGCCACCUAUAGAUUCUGGUCCAAGCCAUCGUCAACGACCUCAUUCAAAGUCCAUAGGCCCCCAGGCGGUCCGCCCAGAUACCUCUCGUGUCCUUGAAUCGACGGACGAGCCGGACCACGGUGAAGGUGAAGAAGGCGUACAAGCCGAUAGAGAGCCGGCCGUACCGAGCGCGAGAGAAGUCUACGGGUUCGUAGCCGUCAUUCUUACGUUCCUGGGAUACUGGCUAUACAUCGCUUGGGCAUUCUCACCUCCCAAUUGGUUAGAUUCAAUAGGUUGGACUUGGUAUCCUGAUCGUCAAUGGGCUAUCGUCAUACCGUGUUGGCUCAUGGUCGUUGUACUGUGUACAUAUCUAGCUUAUGGAGGUUUGACAGUUUACAUGACCCCAUCGUUGGACUCCCCGGCCUUCAUAACGGAUCCCUAUUCCAACAUACCAACUCGUGAAUCUCCCACAGACCCACCUUCAGAUGUCUACUCCCGCUUGGUUCGUGGAGAAACGACAGAAGCGGUGGAUAUCCCCAUCGACAUGGUCAAUAGAGUGUUGUAUUCUCGCAGACCUGACAGGUGAAAAUGUAUCGUCUAAACUUG
Messenger RNA from Kockovaella imperatae, 840 nucleotides. RefSeq names its product PIG-P-domain-containing protein. Lineage: Eukaryota; Fungi; Basidiomycota; Tremellomycetes; Tremellales; Cuniculitremaceae. Bases 29 to 820 code for a protein of 263 amino acids. The record is from RefSeq and is a predicted model, not a curated record. The transcript has 3 exons.